Molecule: messenger RNA, 670 nt
Organism: Micropterus salmoides (largemouth bass)
Lineage: Eukaryota; Metazoa; Chordata; Actinopteri; Centrarchiformes; Centrarchidae
Product: lysosomal acid lipase/cholesteryl ester hydrolase-like
Exons: 4
Coding region: 146-655 (169 amino acids)
Biological process (GO): lipid metabolic process
Source: RefSeq, a predicted model, not a curated record
AGACAGGUGAGUGUUGGACGGCCGCGUCGUUACCUGCGUGUUACCUGCGUGUUACCUGCUCACGCGGACCCGAGCCGUUUAAAGACCGGAAACACGAAGUUUGUGGUGUUUUAAACCCGACCAGAGAAAAGAGGCUGUAAAGACGAUGUUGUGUGUUUUGGUGUGUGUGUUGAUGCUCUCCGGUCUCGUCCACGCCGGACCGGCUGACAGCAGGUCGUCUGUUCGGAGACUCACUGACGUCCACCGACACUCCGGAAAACACAAGCUGAAGCUGGACCCUGAAGUGCACAUGAACAUCACGGAGAUCAUCAGGCGGUGGGGGUACCCUGCAGAGGAACACGAGGUUCUGACGGAGGACGGGUACAUCCUGUCCGUCAACAGGAUCCCACAGGGACUCAAACGCACCUCAGGUCCGAGGCCCGCGGUGCUGCUCCAACACGGCCUGCUGGCCGCCGGCAGCAACUGGAUCACCAACCCGCCCAACUCCAGCCUGGGGUACGUGCUGGCCGACGCCGGGUACGACGUGUGGAUGGGGAACAGCCGAGGGAACACCUGGUCCAGGAAACACCAGACACUGCGGCCGGACCAGGAGGACUUCUGGAGGUUCAGGUACAAACACCUGUCUGACGCCACCCGUCUGACGCCACCUAUCUGACGUGACGUCACCUGU